AUUGGUCGCUAGCUGGGCUGACUGACGCUACCAGGAAAAUGAUCUUGUUGUGGGGACGUCAACACUUUUCCCCCGACUCCGCUGAACUCUCGCACGUUAUUUACUGUGGCCGUGAGCCGUUUGAUGGAAAGUUUAAUUUAUCUGUGUAAUCAUCACAGAUCGAGUGAGCAGGGGCGGUACAGAGCGGGUUUGUGAGGGAAGAAUCGGGUCCAUGUUCGAGGAGAAUGGCAGCAGACAGAGAAAGUCCAGACAGACGCAAUGAGGAUAAAACGUUGUCCCGCAGACAGAGUGAAGUUAACAGGAAUUUGAAGUACAUCAGUUUGGCAAUUCUGGUGAUUCAGAAUGCAUCGCUCAUCCUCAGCAUCCGUUAUGUGCGGACGUUACCGGGGGAUCAUUUCUUUACCACAUCAGCUGUGGUUAUGGCAGAAGUUCUCAAAGUUUUCACCUGCCUGAUUAUAAUCCUUCUACAACAAAAAGGUAAUGUAAAGAACUUCGUAAUAUUACUUUACGACUCUAUAGUUGUACAGUAUUCAGACACACUGAAGUUGGCCGUUCCAUCCCUCAUCUACACUUUACAAAACAAUCUACAGUAUGUGGCCAUUUCCAAUUUACCAGCAGCCACAUUUCAGGUGACAUAUCAGCUGAAGAUCUUGACCACAGCAUUGUUUUCUGUACUCAUGUUGCGUAAAAGCCUUUCUAAGAUCCAGUGGAUCUCUCUGGUGCUGCUGUUCGCCGGCGUGGCAAUCGUCCAGGUGGACCAAGAAAGCGGCAAACACAAGGAGGCUUUGACCAGCCCCAACCAGAACUAUUUCAAAGGCCUGGUGUCGGUGGUGAUCUCCUGCUUAUCUUCUGGGUUUGCCGGCGUUUAUUUUGAGAAGAUCUUAAAGGGUAGCUCGGCCUCUGUAUGGUUGCGAAACAUCCAGCUCGGAAUCUUCGGAACCGCUUUGGGUCUGCUGGGGCUGUGGUGGAACGACGGGGAAGCGGUCGCUGAGAAAGGCUUCCUCUUUGGCUACACGCCACUGGUGUGGGGAGUUAUUUUCAACCAGGCAUUCGGCGGCCUCCUGGUGGCCGUAGUCGUAAAAUACGCGGACAAUAUUCUCAAGGGCUUCGCCACCUCUUUUUCCAUCAUUGUGUCCACUAUUACGUCCGUCUACCUCUUUGGUUUCCACGUGGACUUGAUCUUCACGCUGGGCGCGGGAUUGGUCAUAGGAGCCGUCUACAUGUACAGUCUCCCCAAACCAAACGCCAGCGCCUCCAGCACCAGCCCGACUUCAUCCGACCACAGCAAAGGAGGCAACUCGGAGCUGGAAGCUUUCCUCCCAAAUCUCAAGUUUUCAGGACCGAAGAAGGGAAACUGAUAUCGGAAACAUCUACGUGAGAAGAGAUAAGAACACACUGUGCACGAAUUUCCAACACUCCUGCCCCAUUUAAAGGAAAUAAUGGUUUUGUUUGUUUGUUUUAAGUGCCUUUGUUAUGCUGACUGAAUUAAACUCUAAAUAAUGGUGCAUCUAAUGAUAAAACAUAGACUUUGCUAACUUUAUUGAAUCUUAUUUACAUACCUCAAUAAUAAAAUGUGAUGCUAUAUUUUAACUGACUGAAGUUAUAAUACUAAUGUAAUUCGUAAAAAAAUCUUUGUGUUUUAUUAUCUGAAAAUGGGAAAAUGACUGAAAAUGUAUAUUAUUAUUUUGCCGCUUACUCGGUGGCAUUAUUAGACUUUGACUUUAAAAGUUAAUAUCUUAUUAUGAUAUAAUUUUGCUCUUUCAUCAAUAGUUUAAUGUUGCCAUCUAAAGUUUUUUGCCAAGAGUGUCCAUAAACAUUUUUGUAUUAUUGUGUUUUUAUUCAUUUCAACUAUGCAAUUUUUCCAAAGUGUUUAGCACAGUUUAUUCCUAUAUUAAAUUAUAUAUGCACCCUUUUGUGAACUUAAGUGCUUUGUUAAACUAAUAAAAAAUGUAGUUUUAAAGAGAUAGUUUACAGAAAAAUUAAAAUUCAGCCAUCAUUUACUCACUCUCAUGUUGUUACAAACCAAAUUAUUUUGUUUUGAUGAACAUGAAGGAAGAUGUUUUGAGAAAUGUUUGUAAUCAAACAAUUCAUGAGCCCCAUUCACUACCAUAGUAGUAUUUUUCCUACUAUGGAAGUGAAUGGGGCUCAUGAUCAGUUUGGAUUCAAACAUUCCACAAAAUAUCUUCCUUCAUGUUCAUCAGAAUAAAGAAAUUUAUACAGGUUUGUAACAACAUUUGAGUGAGUAAAUGAUGACAGAAUUAUCAUUUUUAGGAAUCACUUUAAUGUAUCUAGAUUUUUAUGAGCUAAGCAGCGCCCUCUGUGGGCAGGCAUUGAAAUCACGUGCAUUUGUCAUUCGCUUGAAAACACAAUAUCAGUUACAAAUAAUAACGUGUGUAGUUUUUACAUAAAAUUAAUCAUUUAGUUUUUCAAAAGUUUACCCAUUUCCACAUGGUUGUAUGAGUUUUGAAUAAACAUUGUUUUGAAAUCAA
Paramisgurnus dabryanus is the source of this 2489-nucleotide messenger RNA. RefSeq names its product solute carrier family 35 member 2 (gene slc35a2). The record is from RefSeq and is a predicted model, not a curated record. Gene Ontology annotation, biological process: pyrimidine nucleotide-sugar transmembrane transport. Gene Ontology annotation, molecular function: pyrimidine nucleotide-sugar transmembrane transporter activity. Gene Ontology annotation, cellular component: Golgi membrane. NCBI's taxonomy places the organism in Eukaryota, Metazoa, Chordata, Actinopteri, Cypriniformes, Cobitidae.